AAACAAAAUGUUUCAGUCGUGUUGGGUAAUUGUGAGAACGGAUGUCGGAACACUCAGUAUUCUGUCGGGCUGCCGAAAUCUUUCGAGUAUCUUGAUGAGGGAUGAUGAAGUAUCAGAAUGAAAGUUUUAGUGAACAUCUUAAUUGUAUCCGGAGUAUAUUAGUUAGAACUCUUUCGCAGGAAAAUGUAUCCCAUAGUGAUGUGCUCAAAGUCAAGCAAUAUGAUAGGGGAAGUUGUAAAAAAAACAUUCAUGUAGUUGACAAAGAAGUGAGACUACGCUUCCUUAAGGAAAGGCAAAAUGAAGAACGGCAAAAGAAAUUGGAAGAAAUUAAAGCACAAGCUCUGGCUGCACAAAGGUUUAAGGAGCAGAAAGAACAUGAACGAAGGAGGCGUUUGGAAGAAAUGAGACUAAAGGAUGACACUAAAAGACAUCAGGUUGAAGAGAGGAAACGAGCUAUUAACGAUGCUGAAAGAGAUAGAUUAGAAUCGAUUCUUCGAAGAAAUCAAGAACGAGAGGCUAGAAUAGAAUCAAAGAAACGAAACGAACGAAGCAAUUUAGUUUUUGCCUUUGGGUCUUCUACACCUCGCAUGUUGGAUCCUACGGAUUUAAGUGUUUCUUUUUGGGGGCAUCGUAGAGCCACUUCAACCCAGAACAUUACAUCUACCUCAACUGGAAGCUCUUUGACUAGAAGACAGAGUGAAAGAGAUUUGGAUGCUGGAAGCAAGAAAAGAGCAAUUUCUGCUGGAGGACUGGAGAGAGCCGGUGAAGGUUUGACAAGCCCUACCACUCCAGCAGGGUGUGCCAGCGGCUACUUGGGAAGACGUAGAACCGACUUGGUGCCAACGAUACCUUCGAGGGACUCCUCGUUCCAUUCCUCCACAUCUCGCAAGUCUCUCAACCAUUCUCCAGGUAGGGCGUAUUCAAUGUCGCGCUUAGACCAGCUUGCUAAACCGAGGAAACCAAUAUUGCCGGCCCUUAACGAAGCCAGCAUGGCUCCUAAGAGUUCAGUAACUCGUAGUAUGAGCCAUCUGGCGCAUGUGGGUACCAAAUUGAGUCCCAGGCAACCUCUGAGCAAAGCAGACAGUCGCAGUUUGCAUCACCUUAGUCCAGAUAGGCCUGUGGCACCUCCAAGAGUUAACAGAGCCACUCAGUUGAGACAACAGAAGUUGCAAAUGGCUCUACAAUCUGGCAGUACCAGUGAGGCUUCGUCUAGACCGAGUAGCUCUAUGAGUCAACAGAGCACAAACAGCAUCACUAGUUCUGUUAACGUCCGACAUCGUAUUUCCGGUGCUCCACGCAGACCUCGCCCCGCUAGCAUCGCAGUUACCGGGGUUACUCACGAAAUCAGGAGUAGUUUCGAUAGAGGUGACCACAAACCUCCACUUCCCAAGGCCCGAAAAUCUUUAUCCAAAACAAAUACUUCUGAAAGAAUUGAGAAGGGUUCUUCAAAAAGUAAGCCAGUUAAAUCUCCUGCUGAAGAGACGGCACCAAAAAUCGUUGCAGUGGAUAAAAAGGAAGUGACACAAGAGAAAAAACCCGAGGAAAAGGUGUCAAAGCCUAUAGAACCGACUGCAAAACCUCUAGAGCCGAUUCAGAGCAAAGAAUCAACACCUACACCUUUAGCUUCAGAAGCAAAGGAAGCCCCUGUAUAUCAGGCACAAGAAGUAGAUGGACCUAAAUCUGAGCAAGCGACCAUUCUUGAGGUUCCACCACAAGAGCCGCCUCAGCCGCAACCAGCUACCCGCGGAGAUAACAUAAUUCAAGAAUUCAUCAACAAUGAGAGAAGUGCAUCUGAAGAUGUAACAAAUACGCAACAAAUUGAAACCUCGGUGCAUUCUCAAACCGCAACAACGACGGUCCCCGGUGCAGCUGCAAUAGUUACAGAAACGAAAGAAUUAAAACCAGACUCUAACGAGUCGAGUGAAAUGACAACCUCUGUAUCAAAGCCACGAAUCACAACUGAGGAAGAAGCCAAAGCUGCUUUGGCUGAGAGAAGAAGGUUGAUCCGUGAAGAAGCGGAAAGACAAGCUGAAUUGGAACGGCAAAGGAUUGAAGCAGAACAAAAGGCUGAAUAUGAGAGGCAACUUAAAGAAGAAGAACAAGCUAGACUCCUCGCUGAGAUGCAACGGCAAGCCGAGCAAGAAAGACUACAAGAGGCCAUAAGGGAAACACAGAGACGUGAGGAAGAGGAGCGGUUAAGACGGGAAGAAGAACAGAGACAGAAACUGCUGAAAGAAGAAGCCGAUAAAAAGGCCAAGGAGGAAGCAGAGAAGCAGAAGGCUGAACUUCAGAAGAAACUGGAAAAUGAAGAGAAAGAACGAGAAGAGCGCCGCAGGAGAGUUGAAAUGAUUAUGUCCAGGACCAGAGGCAAGAAUUCUAAUACAGCGUCACAACAGAAUUCGCAAGAUAAAAAUGAGAACUCUUCCGAGAAUAAACAGCAGAUGGAUGAAAAUCAGCUGAAUGAAGUGAAUCAAGUUAAUGAAAACAAGUUGAAUGGAACGAAACAAGAGAAUGGUACUACAGAUAGUUCUACCACCAAGAACGGCAAAGACGUGGAUGUUGGAAUUGUUGACAAUAUAAUUCCAGAUGAAAGUGUAAAGAAUGCCAACACAGUAGCUGAUACAAUUAAUGCAGAUUCAUUAAACUCGAACAGCGCUUGGCAGGCCUCGAGUCAGCAGUACGAUUCUUAGAUGUGAGCUGAACAUUGGAAUGUGACACGUAAGAUUAUUUGCUAGAUGUAGCCCUUGUCCUAACAUUUUACAUAAUUUAUUUAUACCCCUGGCAUAACAAUACAGGAAACCGCCCACGGAAUCAAGUUUUGAAUUAGUAUAAUAUUAGAAAUAAUCUACUUAAUUCUGUGAGCAGUUUAGUUGGAGUAUUUUGUAUUUGUAUGCUGUUAUACAUUGAUAAUGGAGACGGUUGUAUAUUCAAGUGAUAGAGUUAAUAUUUAUAAAAAGGCAUCUCGUUUAUAUCUUUAAUAUAUUAAAUUGGUUAGGCUUGACUGAGGGGAGGACAAGGUUCGUUCGUUCUGGUUGAAACCAGCUGGUCUUUUGGAAAUUUAACAUCAUUUCCCCCAAAGGAUUACAUUGAUUACAGCUAUUUUAAUUCACGCAAAAUAUCGAAUUUAUACGUGCUUUGAAAAUUAUAUUUGCCACAAUGCAUCGGAAGUCCAAUUUAAAAUUAUAGAAGAUCACUGCUGGGUAAUGAAUAACAGCUUUCGAUUUAACCAGAAUAUUAACUUCCAAAUUUUUAAUUAACAGCUCGGUCUAUACUAGUCAUCUUGUAUGUUAAAAUUGUUGUAUAAUGUUAUCUAAUAUACUAUGUACUGCCCUACGUGGCAGUGUAGUAACCGAACCAUACAUUUUUAUUAUCUAUUAUGCGGUUUGCAUUUUAUUAGAUUUUCUAUACUGAAUUGCUGAUAUGUUACAUAGUGGUUUGAGUCAUAAACGUGUUAUUUGCGGGAAAGGUAAUUUUUUUGUAGUACCCUUUAUAUUUUUGCCUCUAGUUUUCCUUGCGAAUUAGGCAAGUGGUGAAGGUGUCCAACAACGGUUGCAUCGCGAAAAAAAUUCCUAGCAAAAAGUGAAAUACUGACUUGUUUCUCCAAGUUUUCAGCUUUCAUUAAAACUUGAUAGUACGUGUGAUAGGAGUAUACACUUGCGUAAUAUUGUGAGUUCUUUAGGAAAAGUUAGCCUCUUACAUGAACAGUUACUGAUAGUCUAAAAUCAAUUUCUUGUAUCGUCAUAUUUAUCUUAUAAUACUAAAUAAUUAAUAAAAUUUACGUGAGGCAAUUAUAGGUUCAUAUCUUCUUAAAUUGUAACCUUAACUAUACGUCAAAUUUACAGUCGUUUACAAUGCUUGUUAAAAAGUGCUUAAUAAAUGUAAAAUUUAUUUAUGACUUGUAA
This is a messenger RNA of Dendroctonus ponderosae (mountain pine beetle), 3902 nucleotides long. RefSeq names its product MAP7 domain-containing protein 1. Gene Ontology annotation, biological process: microtubule cytoskeleton organization. The record is from RefSeq and is a predicted model, not a curated record. NCBI's taxonomy places the organism in Eukaryota, Metazoa, Arthropoda, Insecta, Coleoptera, Curculionidae. The coding region runs from base 102 to 2690 and encodes 862 amino acids. The transcript is spliced from 10 exons. Gene Ontology annotation, cellular component: microtubule cytoskeleton.